This is a messenger RNA of Plasmodium fragile, 978 nucleotides long. RefSeq lists its product as uncharacterized. Gene Ontology annotation, molecular function: protein binding. NCBI's taxonomy places the organism in Eukaryota, Apicomplexa, Aconoidasida, Haemosporida, Plasmodiidae. The record is from RefSeq and is a predicted model, not a curated record. The coding region runs from base 1 to 978 and encodes 325 amino acids. The transcript has 2 exons.
AUGUACGUAACAGUAGGUGAAAACGACAUCCUCCUAACGGUGAACGAUUAUGUUAACAAGGAGACAUCGACAUAUCAGAUAAGUGACAUAAACAAUGAAAUGAGAAUAAGUGAAAUAAUUAACAAAAUUAAAGCAAAAAAAAAUUACACAUAUGACAAUACCUCCUUAGUACUAUACUUUGCAAGAGUAGAAUGCAAAUUGGACGAGAAGCUUUCCACUUACAAUAAAUCAAACAGAAAAACUGUAAAACUGGAGUUAUAUUUGGCCAAUUUAAUUACCAUUCAUGUGAGAACAUUACAAUCCUGUGGGUCCGGAACUAGCCGGUGUAUUCCCUUUUGGUCCUUCUGCUUCAGACAAACAAUUAAAAUAAAAAUAAUCGACACAUGUGAAGUGCGCGUGUUGAAGCAGAGAAUAUAUAACCUUACCGAUGAGUCCUCUUCCAUCCCGGUGGAUAAUAUCGUCCUGCUGUACAAGGGCGCGCCACUGAAUAACUUCCUGACGCUGAAGGAAUCCGAGCUGGUGGAUAACUCCCGAGUCGACUACUUCGUGCCCAUGUGCUACGUUUACAAAGAGAAAAAGGCGGGGCAGGAAGACUCAGACGACGACGACGAUGAUGCGAAUGCCCAUAGUAGCGCCAUGGUGAAGAACGCGCCAGGGAAAAGCAAUACUGGCGCGAUGAGCGCGAGUGUUUCGAAGAGCGCAAGUGUAAUCAAGAGCCAGAGCAGCGUGAAGGAACCCACUCCGAAGAAGGAACCUACUCCGAAGAAAGCACCUACUCCGACCAAGGAACCUACUGCAAAGAGAGUGCCUACUAUGACCAAGGAACCUACUCCAAAGAAAGCACCUACUCCGACCAAGGAACCUACUCCAAAGAGGGGAAACGCACCAAGAAGGGAAAACACUGCCAAAAGUUUCAAUUCAGAAAAAAGACAAUAUUACAAAUCGGGCACGCAAAAAAUGAACAGCAGAGGAACAUAA